CCCUUUUUUUUUUUUUUUUUUUUUUUUUAUUAAUUUUAAAUAAAACUUUUUGUUUUUUUUUUUAAAUUAAAAAUUUAUCCUUUUGUUUUUUUUUAAAUUGUUGUGAAAUUACGGUUUUAUCCGAAAAAAACGCCAUUUCCCUGAUGUAACAAAUACACCCCUAUUUUCUUAUUUUAAACCACUACCCUCCAAAAAAAAAUUAAAAUAAAAGGGGAAAAAUCUUUCGAGGUGAAAUAACAAUUAUACCCUUGAAAUAACGGACAGCGAUGAUGAACCACACGAGUCGUAGCGUGGUAACAGCCACACGAAAGCGCAAAGAUAGAGGAGAAUUAGAGAAUUCAUCCUUUUACAAUCACAAGGGUAGUUUUGGAAGUUCACACAAACCGCUUUUAGUGGGUAAUAAUAAUAAUAUUAACCACAACAGUACGACGUCGUCUUCACCAAGGAUGGUUGAACCGGGUUCGGGUUCGGGUCCGGUUUCAUCGAACCGGCUUUUGGCGGGUUACAUGGCCCAUGAGUUUCUAACCAAAGGGACCUUAUUCGGGCAGAAGUUUGACCCGGCCCGAGCCGAAGCUGUCCCUGUUCAGCCGCUGAGCCCAAAAGAAAGCCGGGUCAGACCGGGUUUGGGUCGGGUGGCAAACCGGAGCUAUGCUGACGUGGCGCAACUGUUGAAGGGUGAUGGGACCCAUAUUCCUGGAAUUGUCAACCCUACGCAACUCGCUCGGUGGAUCCAGAUGUGACCCGGUUGAUUGACCCGGAAACCCGAUAUCAGGAGGGUGUCCACGUGGAGGGUCUACAUUGGUCUGUGACGCUUUCUAAUGACACAGGCAGGUGAGGAAAAUUCAAAUUAACCCCCUACUCCCCUUUGAUGAACUUCAACAACACUAGUUCAGUGAGAUUCCGGUCGCCGGAAAAUGAUGACGUCAUUUCCCGGCAGUUUUUUUUACCCCUUUCUCUCUCCUCUGUUGUUAAUAUUAUAAGAAACAGAGAUGUAGGUUUUUUUUUUUGGUUAAUUUAAAUUAUAAGCUUGUUGUUUAAUCAAUGUUACAUUAUUUAUCUAUGUAAUGUACUAGUUAGUUUUUUUUUUGUUAUUAUUAUAAUUAAUUUUAUGUUAUUACA
Messenger RNA from Chenopodium quinoa (quinoa), 1119 nucleotides. RefSeq lists its product as uncharacterized. Bases 267 to 740 code for a protein of 157 amino acids. The record is from RefSeq and is a predicted model, not a curated record. NCBI's taxonomy places the organism in Eukaryota, Viridiplantae, Streptophyta, Magnoliopsida, Caryophyllales, Amaranthaceae. The transcript has a single exon.